This is a messenger RNA of Dendrobium catenatum, 2939 nucleotides long. RefSeq names its product ATP-dependent DNA helicase RecQ. Lineage: Eukaryota; Viridiplantae; Streptophyta; Magnoliopsida; Asparagales; Orchidaceae. Gene Ontology annotation, cellular component: chromosome; cytoplasm; nucleus. The transcript has 20 exons. Gene Ontology annotation, biological process: double-strand break repair via homologous recombination; DNA replication. Gene Ontology annotation, molecular function: 3'-5' DNA helicase activity; nucleic acid binding; four-way junction helicase activity. The record is from RefSeq and is a predicted model, not a curated record. The coding region runs from base 160 to 2823 and encodes 887 amino acids.
AGUAGUCCAUGUCAUGCCCACCCACAUCGGCCUUAAAAUUGGCGGGAAAGCUCCGAUGCCAUCACUCUCGCGACUCGAGCCCUCGACACACUCCCGUCUAUCUUCUCUCUGCCACCGCGCUAUCACAAUAUUUCUCUUCGGCCCUUCCAGUCCCUCGCAAUGGAAUCAAUUCUGAAGCAUAAUUUUGGUUAUUCCCAGUUUCGUCCAUCUCAGAAGGAGAUCAUACAGAAAGUUCUAGAGGGAACAGAUUGCUUGGUGGUUAUGGCUACUGGAGGUGGAAAAUCGCUAUGCUACCAGGUUCCUCCUCUUGUGACUGGAAAGACUGCGGUAGUCAUAAGCCCUCUUCUAUCCUUGAUGCAAGAUCAGGUCAUGGCUCUUAAACAACGUGGUAUAAAAGCUGAGCAUCUUGGAAGUAGUCAAACAGAUAAGGAUGCUUAUUCUCAAGCUGAGAGGGGCGUUUUUGAUGUACUAUACAUGACUCCUGAGAAGGCUUGCUUGCUUCCCACAAGAUUUUGGAGUAACCUGCUGAAUUCUGGGAUCUGCUUGUUAGCUGUCGAUGAAGCACACUGCAUAUCAGAAUGGGGUCAUGAUUUCAGGCAGGAAUAUAAGCAAUUGGACAUGUUGCGCGGUGUUCUUCUAAAAGUGCCUUUCAUGGGUUUAACUGCUACAGCCACUGAGAAGGUGCGGAAUGACAUUGUUCAGUCCUUGAAAAUGACCGAUCCUUUUAUCUCUAUUGGAUCAUUUGAUCGCAAGAACCUCUUCUAUGGUGUUAAGCCUUAUCAUCGUUCUCAGUUAUUUAUGGAUGAACUUGUAAAAGAAGUUUCAAAAUAUAACGUUAGUGGUGGUUCAGUUAUCAUUUACUGUACAACAGUGAAGGACACCGAACAGAUUUGCCAAUUACUAUGUGGUUCUGGAAUAACUGCCGGGAUGUACCAUGGUCAAAUGGGCAGUAAAGCUCGUGAGAAGUCACACAGGUCCUUUAUUAGGGAUGAGGUUAACGUCAUGGUAGCUACUAUUGCAUUUGGCAUGGGUAUCGAUAAACCGAAUAUCAGGUGUGUUAUACACUAUGGCUGCCCUAAAAGUUUGGAGUCAUAUUACCAAGAGAGUGGAAGGUGUGGUAGGGAUGGCUUAGCUUCAGUUUGUUGGCUAUAUUAUUCAAGAAGCGAUUUUGCAAAAGCGGAUUUUUAUGUUGCAGAUGUACGAUCGGAAAAACAACGGAAAGCUAUCAUGGAGUCCCUGAUGGCAGCAGAAAAAUACUGCCUGCUAGUUUCAUGCCGCAGGCGGUUUUUGUUACAGUAUUUUGGUGAGAAGAGGGAGAGUGAUUGUGGUAACUGUGAUAAUUGCACUAGGGAUAAAAGGGAAAGAGAUCUAUCAAAGGAAUCCUUUUUAUUGCUAUUCUGCAUAAAAUCUUGUGGCGGUCGGUGGGGCCUCAAUAUGCCAAUUGAUGUUCUUCGUGGAUCUCGGUCAAGGAAGAUAGUUGAUAAUAAAUUUGACAAGCUUCCUAUGCACGGACAUGGAAAAGACUAUACUAGUGCUUGGUGGAAAUCAUUGGCUGGCCUUCUUAUUGCUCAUGGUUAUUUAAAAGAAAUUGCUGAUGAUGUUUAUAGGAAAGUAAGUGUUAGCCCGAUUGGACUGCAAUAUCUCCACUCCGCCAACUUUGAUGAUCAACCACCUCUAAUUUUAGCAUUGAGUAAUGAGAUGAUUGUUGAGGAAGAUCAUGGGCAGAUCAAUGUUGAAAACAUUGAAAGUUCAAUUUCUCUAGAAGGAGAAAGAUUUUCUGAGGCUGAGAAAAAGUUUUACGAUAUACUUUUGCAUAUGAGAAUGGAACUUGCCAAAGAAAAUGGAACCGCCCCCUAUGCUAUAUGUGGUGAUCAGACACUCAUUAAGAUUGCAAAGAUAAGGCCGUCUACCAGGGCUAGGUUGGCGAAUAUUGAAGGUGUUAACCAGCAUCUUGUAAGUAUGUAUGGUGACAAGUUUCUUCAAACUAUAAGUAACGCAUCACAAGAGCUUGAUCUGACCCUGAAUAAAGAAGAAAAUGCAGUAACUACUACUAGAAAGGUUUAUCCAAGCUCAGAGAAAAACCUAAACCCAGCCAAGUUUGAAGCUUGGAAAAUGUGGCAAAUGGGUAAAAAUUCAUUGAAAGAAGUUUCUAGUUUAGGGAGGUCGGUUCCAAUUAAAGAACAGACUGUCAUUUCAUAUAUCCUUGAAGCUGCCCAAACUGGUUGUGAAGUGGAUUGGGUUAGAUUUUGCAGUGAGAUUGGUCUGACACUUGAAAUUGUUUCUCAAAUACGCUCUGCUGUCUCUAAAAUUGGAUCAAGGGACCGAUUGAAGCCAAUCAAAGAGGAACUAACAGAAAAUGUGAGUUAUGAACAUAUUAAGACUUUCGUAAUGAUGGAAGACCUCAACAUAUCAGCAGAUGAAGUUUUUGGCUGCAAGCCCUCAUUGCUUAGUAAUACUUCAACAAAACCAUCAAAUGACGCCAAUUCAGAAUGGGGAUCCUUAGUCAGAGGAAGAGCUGAGUCCAAAUCAAGUCCUGAAGCUGUCAAUGCAAGAAAACAAAAUCGAAGCCACAACACAGAUCAUGAAUCUCCUGCAAAGAAACUCCACGCCCCCCCAACCGACGAAAAUGAAAACUUAAACAAUGGAUUGGAAGCAACUCAGGACUCCAUCAUGGAGUUGAUUAAUAACAGUGAUGGGAUAUCGCUGUCAGAAAUUAAAAACUUCUUCAGAGGAUCUAAGGCCGAUGAUGUUGUUGAUUUGCUGAAUUGUUUAGAGACCGAGUUUCUCAUAUUUAAAAAGAACGAUUUGUACCGGGCCUUGUAAGUGUCACACAUAGCUUUAUUGAAAUUUUGAGCUCUGAAUUCCUCUGUAUAUAAUAUAUUUAAUUUUUUGAAGGAACUUUAUAUAGUGCUGCCAAUGAGUUCAUCUAUUCGAUUCUA